GCAGAGGCAGGCGCGAUGGAGCUGAGCCGGAUUCUGGGGGACUCCGUCACUUUCCCUCUGGGGAUCCCAGCAGAGCAACUUAUAACUGUUUCCUGGACGGUAAACGCAACGAGGAGUAUAGUAAUUGUAAUAGCAGGAAACCCCCCCAAUGUCAUUGUGACAGACCCAUCCUACGAGGGACGCCUGAGAGUCCCCGAGAACUACUUGCUUCAGAUCACCAGCCUGAGGAUGGAGGACACGGGCACCUACAGAGCUCAUAUCACCACAGCUACAGGCACCAUCCACAGACCCUUCCCACUGCGCGUGUACAAGCCAGUACCGGAGCCAACUGUCCUCUGUGACUCAGUGACCUGUGUGAAUGAAACCUGUAGCUACAACCUGAGCUGC
Molecule: messenger RNA, 387 nt
Organism: Terrapene triunguis (Three-toed box turtle)
Lineage: Eukaryota; Metazoa; Chordata; Testudines; Emydidae
Product: SLAM family member 6-like
Exons: 2
Biological process (GO): T cell activation
Cellular component (GO): external side of plasma membrane
Source: RefSeq, a predicted model, not a curated record